AAUUCUCGUCGUGCUCGAAGCCGCCGGACGUGUUGUCUCAGCGCCGGAGCGCACAUUUCAGGCCUCACGAGUGUUGUGGAGAGAGUGCGAAGUGUCGGAGGGAUUCCUUUUGCUCUGCAGAAGAAUCUGGGACUUUGCGGAAGAUCGUGGGUGGAAUUUUUUCUCGACUCUCCCCCGCCGGACGAAUGAUUAAGUGAGGCCAUAAAUAAAAUAAUUAAAUUGUGUCGCACUGUGUCAAUAGGGUUGAUUCUGGAGACUCGAGAGUGAUUUUAGUGCGACGUCUCUUUGCGAACAAGAGCGCGGAUUGUGAGGAAUUUGCAGUGUUAUUUAUUUGACUUUCGCCAAGGAGGAAUUUCAAUUGCUUACAGGAAGUUUUUUCCCCUCUUCACAUCUCUCCUGUGUUUUCUCGUCACUUUCCACAAGAGCCUGAUGGCAAUGUACUUAGGACAGUGCUGAAGAUACAAGAGACCCGGCAUGGGCUCCAGGGAGCAAAAGAACAAGUGAGAAAACAUGCGGCAGCACAAGAAAAAGUGGAUAAAGAUUUAAAUGAAAAUAGGAAAUUAAAACAACCGGAAGCUCUUGAGUGUGAAAUGAAAUUGAAGAGUGUGAGGAUUCCCUAAUGAAUUUCAAUGUGGUGUGUGGUGAAAGUUGUGGUUGUCCAUUCUCUCAAAUGUAUCGAGAAUGAAAGUUUUAUGUGAAACAUGGAAAAGGUUCACAAGUUUUAUCAGUGGAAUAUCGGUGGUAAAACCCUAAUUCGGCAUUUUCUCUUGUAUAUUUUAUGUAUGAUUGGAAUGUGUCCAUUGAGAAUACAGUGCAAUGGAUCACAGGAUUUUCAGAAACAUAUUCCCACCCGCCUCGUUUGGGCGGCUCUGGAUCACGACGCCGAAUUGCCAUGUGACGUCACGCCAUCCACACCACGGGAUUCCGCAAAACUCGUGCUGUGGUUUAAGGACUCAACUGGGAUUCCCAUCUACAGCCUGGAUUCGAGAGGUGGUGGCCCAUUCGAGUCCGCCACCCAUUCCGCCCUGGCCAGUGAUCUCGGGAAUCGACUGUACUUCUCAUCCGGAACCCGACCACAUGACGCCAAGCUGCAGAUCCGAGGCGUGAAGACUACAGAUGAGGGUGUCUAUCGAUGCCGAGUGGACUUCUUCAAUUCACCCACCAGAAAUUUUAGAGUUAAUUUAACUUUAGUCGUUCCGCCCGAUGAGCCCAAGAUAUUCGAUGCCCAGGGGAAGGAAGUCGCAGGUGGAGCCGCUGGACCAUUCCGUGAAGGUCACGAACUCUUCCUCUCGUGCCAGGUUUCCGGAGGACGUCCUCAGCCCAAAGUCACUUGGUGGCGGAACAACGAAGAAAUUUCUGGCAUUAGUCACCCUUCGGCUGACGUGCGGACGACCGUUGUGAAUCAGCUCUUCAUUGAGAACAUCACGAGGGAGUAUUUUGGCACGAGACUCCAGUGUCGCGCUCAAGGAUCCAAGCUAAUUGCUCCGGUGGUGAAGGAGUUUGCCAUUCAAGUACAUUUGAAACCCCUCGCCGUGAAAGUCGUGUCGCCGAAUGAACUUCUGCGGGCUGGACAGAUAGUUCCGCUGCGCUGUGAGGCCUGGGGGUCGCAUCCCCCGGCGAAAAUUGUGUGGCUGCUCGACGGGGAGCCCGUCCGGAAUCCCAACCUCACAAUAUGCAGCGACAGAGAUCAGGACGGUAAUUUCACAUGCAGCAUUCUGCCACUGCGGGUUAUUGCCGAAUAUGAUGGUGCUGAAUUGACGUGCCGAGCCACUAAUCCUUGGUUCUCAGCGGGAACUCUGCAGGAUAAGCGAAUUAUCCACGUUGCAUAUCCUCCCGUUGUCUCCAUCCACUUGGCCAACGAGGAUCCGAGUCGUCUGGUGAUAAGAUCAGAGGGACAGAAUGUAACACUGAAGUGCCGAGCAAAUGCUAGACCAUCAGUCACAUCAUUUGGAUGGUACAAGAAUGGCAUGAGAAUGACAGGGGAGAACUCCGAGACGCUGCACCUCACCGCGCUGGAGAGAGAGAGCGAGGGAUCGUACAGUUGUUCAGCACUCAAUACCGAGGGUGAGACUCAGAGCACCCCUCUCGUCCUCCAAGUGCAAUAUUCACCAAGAUGCAGGCCAGGCACUGAGCAGAUCUCCUUGGGAGCACUCAAUCUGCACACAAUUUCUGUGAAAUGCGAAGUCGAUGCUGAUCCGGCGGAUUCUGUGCGGUUCAGCUGGACGUACAACAAUACCAGAAAUGUCUCUCCAGUUCUCAACUCCCGGAUAAAUUCACAUGGAUUAGUCAGUUCUAUGACUUAUAUGCCACAAUCAGACUCGGAAUUUAUUACACUGGCGUGCUGGGCGAGCAAUUCCGUUGGCAGGCAGACAAUUCCUUGCCUCAUACACAUUUUUCCAGCAAGAACACCAGAUCCACCACGUCUCUGUGAAUUGUACAAUAAUACACAUUUGGAGGUUGUUUGUAUUGCGGGAAAUGAUGGUGGCCUGGAACAGCAUUUCCUGCUUGAGGUGAUAAAUGGCGAGGAUAUUUAUGGACGAGCCUUCUCACUGCCGCCAGAUGCAGAGAACGAGAUAUCCACAAUGAAUGAUCAGGCGACAUCGGCACCAUUGUUGCGGCUCAAGGAGGAUAAGCCAUUGUUCAAAUUGGAUAAUUUGGAGCAUGGCCGAGAAUAUCAAUUGCUUGUGUAUGCUGUUAAUGCCAAAGGACGAAGUUUUCCGCCAGUUGUGCUCGACAAAGUGCGAAUUAGCAAUUUAAAUGUCCUCUAUGAUGAAACAGUCGUGUCGGACGAUUUAUCUUCACCUCCCGCCACGGACAACAAUGAAAAGAGAGAAUCGACAGUGAUUAUCCUGGUGGCUAUUGUUGCUUCGGGAGUUAUUAUUGUAACAUCAAUUAUCAUUGCCGCCAUUGCGAUUACAUAUCAUCACAUGAGGCCCAAGCCGCCGGAGCCUCAGGAUGUGAGGAAGAGAAUGAGGCCCGCAAGAACCGACGUGCCAUCGAUGUACUCUGGCGAGGAGACUCUCGAGGAGGAAGUGGCCGGAUCCACCACGAUUCGACCACAUCAUGCAUCAAUUAGUCGGAGUAGUCGUUAUAUAAGUGAAGGAUUCGUACAAUAUUCACAGCCGAGUCUCAAUAAUGUAUAUAUUACAGAUCCUGAUUUAAUACUCCAACACAGCGAUUUUGAAUUCAGGAAUAUUAGUGGCCAUUAGAGGUGGUUGAGUGGAGAAUGAUGAAAAUUUAUAGACUUACGUCGUCAAAAGUGUUAGUUAUAAUAUUGUUAGAUUUGAAGGAGGAAAAAUAUAUAUAUAUAUGAAGAUUGGAGAUAAUUCAACAAUGAUGGAAAACAUAUGUUAAGUGGUGUGAAGAAAAAUAAAUCAUCUUAUAUGAAUAUGAAUGGGAAAUGGCAAUAAAAGCUGACGAAUGGAUAUUUUUUAAAUAAAA
Phlebotomus argentipes is the source of this 3441-nucleotide messenger RNA. It is a transcript of the gene side, whose product is annotated as hemicentin-1. The coding region runs from base 702 to 3209 and encodes 835 amino acids. The transcript is spliced from 16 exons. The record is from RefSeq and is a predicted model, not a curated record. Lineage: Eukaryota; Metazoa; Arthropoda; Insecta; Diptera; Psychodidae.